Messenger RNA from Trichoderma reesei QM6a, 165 nucleotides. RefSeq lists its product as uncharacterized. The annotation marks the transcript as partial. The record is from RefSeq and is a predicted model, not a curated record. The transcript has a single exon. NCBI's taxonomy places the organism in Eukaryota, Fungi, Ascomycota, Sordariomycetes, Hypocreales, Hypocreaceae.
GCUGGUGCCAAGAACCUCGGCAACGGUGCUGGCCAACAGUUCAUCACCGGUAUUUGCCUGACUGACGCCGACUGCGCCUCCGGCUGCUGUGCCGGCCUCAACGGCGGUGCCGUCUGCUCCGGCGUCGGUGCCCAGUUCCAGAACGGCAAGACUGGCUGCGGAUUC